AGGAAGAGCGCGGCCGGCGGCGGUGCGCGGCGCGGCGAGCAGGGGCCGGGCCGAGGCGAGCUCCGCGCGGGCCACCAUGGCCACGGACGAGCUGGCCAGCAAGCUGAGCCGGCGGCUGCAGAUGGAGGGCGAGGGCGGCGGCGAGGCCGCCGAGCAGCCCGGGCUGAACGGGGCGGCGGCGGCCGGGGCGCCCGACGAGGCGGCCGAGGCGCUGGGCAGCGCGGACGGCGAGCUGAGCGCCAAGCUGCUGCGGCGCGCCGACCUCAACCAGGGCAUCGGCGAGCCCCAGUCGCCCAGCCGCCGCGUCUUCAACCCCUACACCGAGUUCAAGGAGUUCUCCAGGAAGCAGAUCAAGGACAUGGAGAAGAUGUUCAAGCAGUAUGAUGCCGGGCGGGACGGCUUCAUCGACCUGAUGGAGCUAAAGCUCAUGAUGGAGAAACUUGGGGCCCCCCAGACCCACCUGGGCCUGAAAAACAUGAUCAAGGAGGUGGAUGAGGACUUUGACAGCAAACUCAGCUUCCGGGAGUUCCUCCUGAUCUUCCGCAAGGCAGCGGCUGGGGAGCUGCAGGAGGACAGUGGGCUCUGCGUGCUGGCGCGCCUCUCCGAGAUCGACGUCUCCAGCGAGGGCGUCAAGGGGGCCAAGAGCUUCUUUGAGGCCAAGGUCCAGGCCAUCAACGAGUCCAGCCGCUUCGAGGAGGAGAUCAAGGCGGAGCAGGAGGAGAGGAAGAAGCAGGCGGAGGAGAUGAAGCAGCGCAAGGCUGCCUUCAGGGAGCUGCAGUCCACCUUCAAGUAGCCGGGCUGCGGCCGCGUCUACCUGGGCCGGCCCCGCGGGCAAGGGCGGGCGCUGGAGGCCGAGCCUGAGCCCUCGCCCUGUCUCACGGGACCACUGCUAAAAACCUAAACAUCCUGUGACCGGGGCCAGUUGAGGGGUCUCCCAGAGGUGGCCUGGCUGCUCCCUGCUCCCUCCCACUGUUCCUGAGGCCGACACCAGCGCUGGCUCCCUGCCCGGCCCUCCCUGGCCACCCCCGCGGCUCUGCCCCUGCUGCCUGCUCCCGCGCUGCUCCGGGCCCAGCUCCGGGGCCCUGGGCCCCUCCCCGCCCUGUGGGUCUGCCCUCCACCCCCGCUCCGCCGUGCCCAGGGGCCACCUGCCCUCGGUCAGCGGGCUGCACUGCCGCCGGGGCCCUCAGAGAUGGAAAGAGUCGGGGCCACCCCCAUGGAGCGGGACACGAGGGGGCCCCACCCCAGGACCUUUUCUCCUGCCUCUGCCUCCUCUGUCUGCUAGAAUGGCGGGGGCUGUUUUGGUGAAGGGACCACCCCAUGCUGACGUGGAGACCCCAGGUCUCUGGGGCCCAGCCAGGCAGGGUGAGGGCAGCUGUGCCGAUCUACCUCACGGGCCCACCCUCUGUCGGGCAUGCCAUGGAAUCGUGGGCAAGGAACGCUCUGGGGGGCAGAGACACCUCCCCUAGCACCGCCCCCCCCGAACUCCCUGAGGGUCGCAAGGGGCCCUGGAGAGAGUAGGGUGGGAGGAGGACUCGGGGCCUUCGCAGGGAAGGAAACCAGAGCUUCACGUUGAUUGCCCUGGAAGUGCCCAAGAAGUGCUUUAAGCGUGUUUGCAUGCACCAGGCGGCGGCAGGGCCCUGCUCGGCCCUCUGACGCCUGCCUCCCCAAGCGAUGUCCACCGCCUUGUCACCAGCGACGGGACCUGCCUGCCAUGCCCACCCCGAGGUGGCAUGGGGACCCCAGCCCCCCCGUGCCGCCGGCCCGGUUCUGCCGCAGCGCCCCGUGUGCUUGCUCACGUGUGUGUGUGUGUGUGUCCGUUGCUGUGUCGUGAAGCCGUGACCGUCACCCAGUCCAAACAAGUGCACGGCCCUCGAGGCCACAGUUAUGCAACCUUCAGUGUGUGUCAUAACAGCGUCACUGCUUUUUAAGCUCAAUAACUCUUUAUUUUAGUAAAAUGCCCCAGGAGUCUGUGGAGCUCUGUUGGACUUGCAGAGGUUUUAUUUUUUUGGCCUUAGAAUCUGCCGAAUUGAGGAGGGACUGAGCCCGGCGCAGCCUUGGCCCUGGGUUGUGUUUGCCUUAGCAGAUAUGUUUAUACAGAUGGAUAUAAAAUUUUCUUUUCCUUUUG
This is a messenger RNA of Lemur catta (Ring-tailed lemur), 2125 nucleotides long. It is a transcript of the gene EFHD2, whose product is annotated as EF-hand domain family member D2. The record is from RefSeq and is a predicted model, not a curated record. Bases 77 to 793 code for a protein of 238 amino acids. The transcript is spliced from 4 exons. NCBI's taxonomy places the organism in Eukaryota, Metazoa, Chordata, Mammalia, Primates, Lemuridae. Gene Ontology annotation, molecular function: calcium ion binding.